AUGAUUGAUACAAUAAAGGUCAGUGGAGCUUAUGUUGUUGAACCAGUAGAGGUGAUGCAAGCAAUUUUUGAUCAUUUUAAGAAGAAUUUUUCUAAGCAGUGGAGUAGUAGGCCUAGUAUUAGGGGUUAUUUCAGGAAGAUUGAUCAUAAACAAGCAGUGGAAUGUCUGAAAGAUGAGUUUUCAGAGGAAGAAGUGUUUAUGAUGGGGGACAUUAUGAACUUUAUGAAGGAGUUUAUAGUAAUGGCAGGCUGGGGAUUAAAUUUACUACUGUCAAGAGCUAAGGAAAAAGGGAUAUUCACGGGAGUGAAUGUGGGAGCAAAUGGGCUGAAUGUAUCUCACCUUCAAUAUGCGGAUGAUACUGUAAUAUUUUGUGAAACAGAAUGGUCUGAAAUCAUUGCGAUAAAAAGAAUAUUGAGGUGUUUUGAAGUGGUUUAUGGGUUAAGGCUUAAUUUCUAUAAAAGUGUUAUGUGUGGGAUAGGGGUGGAUAAGGAGUUGGUCUCAGAUUUUGCUACUGUGCUUAAUUGUUGUAGUCAGAAACUUCCUUUGAAGUAUCUUGGUCUCCCAUUGGGAGCCAACCCGCAUACGAGGCUGUGUUGGAAGCCUAUUAUUGAUAAUUUCAAGAGAAAUCUGACAGGCUGGAAAAGGAAAAUGUUAUCUUUUAUUGGCAAAUUUGUUCUCAUCAAGUCCAUUUUGUCUUCAUUACUUGUUUACUACAUGUGUCUGUUUAAGCUUCCAGAGUGUGUUGCCAAGGAGUUAGAUAGAUUACAAGCAAGUUUUUUGUGGGGGGAUUCUGAGGUAAAAAGAAAAAUACAUUUGGUUAAGUGGAGGGAGAUUAUUAUGAAUUUGAAGCAAGGGGAUGUAGGGAUCAGAGAUAUAAGGCUUGCAAAUCAAAGUUUACUGGUUAAAUGGUGGUGGCGAUUUGCUUUGGAGGAUGAUUCAUUGUAG
This is a messenger RNA of Camellia sinensis, 945 nucleotides long. Lineage: Eukaryota; Viridiplantae; Streptophyta; Magnoliopsida; Ericales; Theaceae. The record is from RefSeq and is a predicted model, not a curated record.